AGUUAUCGUGCCUCGCCUUCCCAUUUGGCAGUCGUCUACCUUGCAUCACUCAGAACACUCGGUUCAGUUGAUUUCUCGCCGACCCGGCAGCCACCCGAGUUCGGGAACUGAAAACCCGGAACCAGAGGGCAAUAAUGGCCGAGAAUCACGUACCGACCAUUGGUGUCAUGUGCAUCGAUAUUGCCACGAAAUUGCAAGAGAGUUUUGGAGGAAACUAUCAUAGCUAUAUAGCUGCGUCGUACGUCAAAUAUUUGGAGGCAUCGGGCGCUCACGUAGUGCCUAUAUGGAUAGGCCGAGAUCGAGGCUAUUAUCAGAGGAUGCUGGGCCAGCUGAAUGGCAUCCUUUUUCCAGGAGGAGCAGUCUUCAUCGACGCGGACGACAUAAAAAAUCAUCCGAAUGUGACGAGUGAUUGUGUGGCCAGUGCUGAGAUCAUAUACCAACUGGUCUCGGAGCGAAAUCAUCUGGCAAGGAGACAGGACGACGCCGGUGGCUACUUCCCCCUCUGGGGCACCUGCCUGGGCUUCCAGCUCAUCCUGAUCCACGCCUGCCAGCUGCAAAAGGUGCGCAUCGACUGCGCAAAUAUGCGAACGGCAAUGCCGGUGCAUUUGACAGGGGAUUACAGGAACUCUCAGCUAUUUGGAAAACUUCCGGAAACCAUGGCAGAGAAAAUGGGAAAGGAGCCCUUUGCCUGCCACCAGCAUCGCUACUGCAUCACCAGAGAUAGCCUUGAGUCCUGCGAUUUGAACAACAACUGGCAUCCUUUGGCCACCCAAAAGGAUCCCUCAGGGCUGGAAUUUAUUACCAUCAUCGAGCACCGCCGAUUUCCCAUUUUCGGUUGCCAGUUUCACCCAGAGCGUGCUGCCUUCGAGCAGCUGUUUGCCUCCAAGGACCUCUGCCAAUUGGGACACUCCCAGUUGGCCAUUGAACUGGCCCAGAACAUGGCCACUCAGUUUGUGAACGCCUGUCGCCGGAACAAAAACCGAUUUUCCAGCGGCCAGGAGAAGGCAAAGCAUCUAAUCUGGAACUGGCAGCCUGCGUUCUGUGGCCACUUAAAGGACUCCAAUUGGCUCCAGUGCUACUUGUUCGAAAAGGACGUGGACUAUCCCAAAAUGUUUGGUUAAAUUACACAGAACUUCUGUGAUUAUUGAAAUAUAAUAAACUUAUAAUUAUAUUUUUCAAA
Drosophila ananassae is the source of this 1180-nucleotide messenger RNA. RefSeq names its product gamma-glutamyl hydrolase (gene l(3)72Dr). Gene Ontology annotation, cellular component: vacuole. Gene Ontology annotation, biological process: tetrahydrofolylpolyglutamate metabolic process. Lineage: Eukaryota; Metazoa; Arthropoda; Insecta; Diptera; Drosophilidae. The record is from RefSeq and is a predicted model, not a curated record. The transcript has 2 exons. Bases 135 to 1121 code for a protein of 328 amino acids. Gene Ontology annotation, molecular function: gamma-glutamyl-peptidase activity.